AUGGGGGCUGGCAGUGGGGUAGGCUUCUUCUCAAACCGAACCUUGAGUCAUCCAUCCUUUUGGCCACUGUAUGAGGCAGCCUCCAGGAGAGAACUCGGAGAGCAGGCACCCAGGGAUGCAGGUAUCCCGGUGUUAAACUGUGAAGAGGUCUUUGUCUCAGACCCUCUGCUGCCCUGUGGAUACCAUGUCCCUCUGUACCUGGACAGGGCACCCCAGCAAGUGAUGAAUCCCUUGAAGCUGCUGCUCCCACCUCCUAUCAUGUCAUCUUGUGUUGUCCCCACAUCUUCCUCUGCCUGCUCCACCAACUGGCUCAGUGAGCUUGAGAUGGUUGUUCUCAAAGCCCUUCUGCAGAUGAGCCAGGAGGGGUCCACAUGCAGCCCUUCAUCGGACUCCAUGCUCCAGGCCAACUGCUUAGAUUUUGUCUCUAGUAACCCAGCCCCUCACGGUGGCCCCAGAUAUUCUCACUUCCCAGACCCACCUCUCCCACAGACAACAGACACUGAUUCUCCAUAG
This is a messenger RNA of Elephantulus edwardii (Cape elephant shrew), 513 nucleotides long. Its product is annotated as histone deacetylase complex subunit SAP25-like. NCBI's taxonomy places the organism in Eukaryota, Metazoa, Chordata, Mammalia, Macroscelidea, Macroscelididae. Gene Ontology annotation, cellular component: cytoplasm; nucleus. The record is from RefSeq and is a predicted model, not a curated record. Gene Ontology annotation, biological process: regulation of DNA-templated transcription. Bases 1 to 513 code for a protein of 170 amino acids. The transcript has a single exon.